Odontomachus brunneus is the source of this 2191-nucleotide messenger RNA. RefSeq names its product regulator of chromosome condensation (gene Rcc1). The record is from RefSeq and is a predicted model, not a curated record. NCBI's taxonomy places the organism in Eukaryota, Metazoa, Arthropoda, Insecta, Hymenoptera, Formicidae. Bases 170 to 1465 code for a protein of 431 amino acids. Gene Ontology annotation, cellular component: cytoplasm. The transcript is spliced from 6 exons. Gene Ontology annotation, molecular function: guanyl-nucleotide exchange factor activity.
CACCCUCUAGUAGUGAGUGUCAGGAGCUGUGAUGCCCCUGUGAAAACCGGUCUGCAUCGUGCUUCCUCGCGAGUUGUGCAACCGUCGUAAAGGCCCAAGCACAGUAACUUUUGGCGCCAAUCGAGUGAAAGGUGACAUAUAUUUCCAAUCCGCGAUAAAUAGCUGCAGAAUGCCUCCGAGGAGAGCGGCGAAACGCACUGCGGAAGAGCCUACGAAUGCGGAGAAGACGCCGAAACAGAUCAAGAAGAAGCAAGAAGUAAUUGUAAAACCCGACUUACGGCCGCUCUCGACGGGUGGUGUUUUACUCGUGUUUGGACAAGGAGAUGUUGGUCAACUUGGGCUAGGAGAAGAUAUCGUUGAAAAGAUGCGUCCAGCAGUCAUACCUGACUAUCAAGACAUUAUAGCAAUAGCAGCUGGUGGUAUGCACAAUGUAUGCUUGAGAAAGACAGGAGAAAUAUUGACUUUUGGCUGUAAUGAUGAGGGAGCACUUGGACGAGAUACCAGCAAAGAGGGUUCUGAGACAGUGCCAGGUACAGUCGAGUUACCUGGUAAAGUCAUCCAGGUGACGGCAGGAGACUCGCAUAGCGCAGCUUUGUUAGAAGAUGGCAGAGUUUUUGCUUGGGGAUCAUUUAGGGACUCACAUGGCACCAUGGGACUAACACUGAAAGGAAAUGAGCGAUUUCCAAUAGAAAUGUUACCUAAUAUAAAAGUAGUGAAAAUAGCAUCAGGUGCUGAUCAUCUAGUAUUACUUAGUGAAAAUGGACGUAUAUAUACAUGCGGUUGUGGAGAGCAGGGACAACUAGGUAGAGUGGCCUCACGGACAGCUACUAGAAAUACUCGACAAGGAAUAGGUCCGCUUUUAACACCAGGCCUGGUUGAAUUUAAAGUCAGUAAGAAGCUCGAGUUCGCCGAUGUAUGGGCAGGAACUUACUGCACAUUUGCCAAAGAAUACCACAAAGGGGACAUAUAUGUCUUUGGCUUAAACAAUUAUUAUCAAAUUGGUCUGAAAGACGCCGCCACUCAUUUCCACCCACAAAUGUCGAAGACGUUUAGUGGAAAAGUUUGGAAACAUAUCAGUAGCGGGCAACAUCAUACUAUUGCUUUGGACGAUGAGGGGCAAGUUUUCGUGAUGGGCCGCAAAGAAUACGGUCGUCUUGGUCUUGGUACCAACUGCACGGAUGCAAAAGAGUUGACAUUAGUUCCUGCUUUAAGUUCCGCCAAAUGCAUUGAUGUAGCUGUAGGUAGUGCGCAGUCGUUUGCAGUAACAGAAUCAGGCGAGCUAUAUUCAUGGGGUAUGGGCACCAGUGGACAACUUGGCACAGGGGGGGAAGAAGACGUCGAAGAACCGAUAUUAGUCAAGGGAAGGCAAUUAGAUGGUAAAACUGUGGUACGUGUCACUGGCGGCGGCCAACACACUUUGGCUUUGGCAACCGUUCGUCCAGUGAAAGAUAAAACUGCUGGUUAAUAUAUAAAUAAAGCGAUAUUACCGCAUCGAAAUCAAUGUGUGAUACUGACAUGUAGAAAUAAAUCGAGUCUCUAUGCUUAUUGUCCAAUCUCGUAUUACAUACGUAACAUCUUUAAGUAUUGGACAUUUAAAGAUUGUUACUAUUUGUAAAUUCUUUGGAUAAGCAGGAAGAAAAAGUUGAUUUAUUUUUAUUGCUUUUAACAUGUUGGUAUCGUGUCGCUAAGCAGGAGCGCGAUGAAAAACAUACAAAUUCCCAUAAAGCUUUUGUUUGUUCUACGACAUCGACAUUGUACAUAAUCUGUCGUGCUACCAUCAACAUAUUUGUGACAAUAUUGAUUUCUUAAAUUUAUAUUAUUUUUAACUUACUAUUACUUGCUUGUAUUUCCGGUAAAUAAACUAUUCUAUUUACGAAUCAAGGAUUGAGUCUAAAAAUACACACACAUACACACACAUAUACACACAAAUGAGUACUUUGGAGGGACGAGAGAUUAUAUUUUGAAUAAUCAAGAAAAAAUGUUAAAUAUAACGAAUCAUUAGGAGUAAUGAAACAUUAGUAAAACUUAUAUCACUUAAGUUUGACGAAGAGUUAAAUGUAAACUUCGCUAUCAUAAUAUGCAUUGUUUGUAUUGUAUAUGUUUGGAGAUAUGUUGUAUUGAUGAUCAUUAAUUUUAUUUUGUACGUUGUAUACCUGUACCUCUCCAUGCAAAAUAAACCGUUUGUAAAUAA